AUGGCCCAUGGGUUGUUUUGGAAUGCCGUCCCGAAGUCGGAGGCGGAAUAUGCCCCUCUAGACCAAGGAUGCUCAUGCGACGAGGAUGAGGGCGCAGACAGGUUUCCGGCCCGUCGAAGCGGCUGGUCCCAAACCACCAAACGACUCGUCCAGGUCUUUGUUGUCAGCCAGCUCAUCGUUCUUCCCGCCGGGGCGGUUAUAUGGUGGUUGAACCGCCAGGCACCAAUGAACAUGUACUUGAAGAAGGUAUCCUCGUACUCUCCGCUGCUCAAUCAGAUUGAAAUCCCGAUGACACUCCGCUUUGAUGAACCACAAACCCUCUCGGGCGGCGUCGGCGACAUGACGUGGGGGUCUCGACCGAACCAGGAGAUUGACAGGAUGUGGGAAGAGAUCACCAGCGAAUCCUCGAUCCCAGUGACCGAGUCGGAUGUCAUCGCCAUGAAGAAGGACCCUUCGGUCGCCGCGAUGCUGCCCGAGGAGUACCAAACCGGGAACGAAAAGACCUACCUGGGCCACGCGCUCGUCUUCCACCGGCUUCACUGCCUGAACUACAUCCGAAAGGCACUUUACAAGGAUUACUAUUAUCCAAACGGCACGGACGAGGUUCCGAUGCAUGAGCAUCACAUAGCACACUGCAUAGCAAUGGUCCUGGACCACAUCACCUGUGCCGGAGAUCCUGGGGUCUACGUGUAUCAAUGGUAUGACCAUACAGAUAUUCCGCUGCCCGACGCCAAUACGUGGGGCAAGUGCUGGGACUUCAAGCAGUUCCGAAAGGAUUUCGACAAGAUUGCUCUGAAGGACUUGAACCCCUUUCAGAUGGUGAAGCCGCCAGGGGCCAAGUCGGUGACCGAGCACAACAAUCUGCAGGAAGUCAUCUAUAAGACGGCCCAAGAGAAAACUCACAAAAAUUCAUAGGUAGGGAAACCAUGCAAAAAGUAGGUGGUUGUGGUGCUAGGCGUCCAGCCGGAUUCUGGUCUCUGAUAUCCCGGACUUGUGGCGUCUCAGUAGGUACUUUGGAAUUGAUCAUCACUCGAAACGGAAUCC
Molecule: messenger RNA, 1044 nt
Organism: Colletotrichum destructivum
Lineage: Eukaryota; Fungi; Ascomycota; Sordariomycetes; Glomerellales; Glomerellaceae
Product: Putative mycotoxin biosynthesis protein UstYa
Exons: 3
Coding region: 1-915 (304 amino acids)
Biological process (GO): mycotoxin biosynthetic process
Source: RefSeq, a predicted model, not a curated record